AUGCCUCACGUGUACCUCCUCAUAGCGUGCCUGAACCAGCCAGUGCUCUCCACCACUAUCAAAUACAUUUCCGCCCAUAAUGUCUAUAUCAUUGGACGUGCGCCGCUCUUUCUCUCAUACAUUGAAACCAUCCUUCACAAUCAUGCGUCUGACUCAAUAUCGGCGCUCUUAGUCUAUGAUGACAUCAAUGUGUUGCUCGACGUGCUUAAAGUGCUCCAUAAAGGCAGCUCUGAGGGCAACGUAAACAUCCACAUGCAGAAAUACCUCAAGGAUUACAAGAACGAGAUGGCCCGAGUGACCGCCACAUCUCAUCCUGAUGCAACAGUGCCACAGGGUCAUGACGAUGUUCCUUUGGGACUUGACAUCUGCAUUGUACAGCAAUGUGACUUGCUCGAUGAGCUAGACCAUCUUCUGCCUCAGAACGUGGCUUUACAACAGACUCUACGGUUUAUGGCUUUGAUACAUGGAGCCACGUACGCUGCAGUAUCUGGACUUGAGAGACUUGGCCACGAUGGACCUCAAUUGGUUGCACUAACCCAAGACCUUAUUUCCAACGCCAUUGAACCCGAAAUGCGCGUCUACGACGUUGCUGGAUCGACAUGGAAUGACGAUGUGGUGAUUCAUCAGUUGACACCACCAGCAUGGGACUCAUGGAACAAAAUCGAGCUUGCUGCCAGAACAAUCCCUAAAAGUGAAGAUACACAACACGAUAGGGGUAAAAUGCUUGACGGUAACGACGCUUUCUUUGGGUUAUACCAAAGCUACUUGGAUUACUUUGCUUCGACAGACAGCAACGAGAAGGAGGAGAAAUUGAGAGCUAUGUUGGUGGAUUUGGUGUGUACAGACACAAAGAGAGCUGUUGAGGCUCCAAUUGUGAUGACCUAUGAGGAAACAAUCUCCAGACUUCGAGACGAAUAA
Sungouiella intermedia is the source of this 918-nucleotide messenger RNA. The record is from the annotation of a GenBank genome assembly. NCBI's taxonomy places the organism in Eukaryota, Fungi, Ascomycota, Pichiomycetes, Serinales, Metschnikowiaceae.